Molecule: messenger RNA, 824 nt
Organism: Dendronephthya gigantea
Lineage: Eukaryota; Metazoa; Cnidaria; Anthozoa; Malacalcyonacea; Nephtheidae
Exons: 3
Coding region: 65-718 (217 amino acids)
Source: RefSeq, a predicted model, not a curated record
UCAACGCAUGUUGUAAAACAUUUUGACUGAAACAGCAAGUCAAAAAGUUCAGAGACGAGAAAAGAUGGUUGGACGAUGUUUGAGUUUCGUUCUCCUCGUGUUGGCAACACUGACUAACACCAGCGCGUCAGGCCUCAACGGUCAACCACAAUUUACCAUAAAAGCUGACAAUAACAAGGCGUUUGACGAAUCUUAUUUCAUUAAAACGAUCCGGAUAAAAGAUGGAAACAUAGCAGAUUGUCUGGAACACUGCCUGGAGGACUGUCGAUGUCAGUCGUUUCAAAUUUGCCAAAAUACAAAAUGUCAACUGUGUUUAAGUCACAAGGAAGAAAACAGUGCAUUGCUUCAUAACAAUGAGAGCUGCGUCUAUGCUACGUACGAGAUACAACAUUCAGACUUGAGUUUUCAGAGUUUCCAUUGUUCCGGCAUGAGUUGUUACAUGAGCUACGACUGUUGUCAAGUGUCAGGAAUCUGUCCGAAGAAAAAAAUUUGUAUUCCAAUGCCCUCGCUUGAUCAGCCCUGGAAACGUUUCACCUGCGAAUGUGAGGAAGGUUAUCAUGGAGACGACUGUCGCCCAAUGCCCCCAGUAUCGCAUGGAAGUGGAAGACAGGAAAGUGUGCCAGGGGGAAGUAGCCAGAGAGAGCCGGUGGAGGCCAGAGGAAGCGUGUUAGGCGGUGGUGGUAAUGAUGAGAAAACGCUACCUAAUUUGGACAAAUAAUAAAAAACCCGGUCGCAUGUGAACUAUAUUUCUUAGUUGUGCAAUACAGAAAUUAUGUGAAAGAAUUUUCUUUUGCAUUGAUAUGUCCAAAUUUGCUCUAUUUCUA